Molecule: messenger RNA, 2623 nt
Organism: Mugil cephalus (flathead mullet)
Lineage: Eukaryota; Metazoa; Chordata; Actinopteri; Mugiliformes; Mugilidae
Gene: katnb1
Product: katanin p80 (WD repeat containing) subunit B 1
Exons: 20
Coding region: 286-2334 (682 amino acids)
Biological process (GO): microtubule depolymerization; microtubule severing
Cellular component (GO): katanin complex
Molecular function (GO): microtubule binding
Source: RefSeq, a predicted model, not a curated record
AGCGGUCGGUGACGUACGCGGAAGUGAGGUCUGUUGCUAAGCUACAGCCGAGGGGCAACUAGAGCGUCAACAAGUUGUUCAGCUUCAACUUUACGCUCCUCGAGGGUUCACAUGAUCCACAGACACCGACCCACGAAGGUAGAGACACCGACCCACGAAGGUAGAGACAUCGUCCCACGAAGGUGGACCAGGCUCAGACCAGUAGUUGAGAAGCUGAUGUCAUGAAUUAGCCUCAGCUUCGGUCCAUCUGUCCAAACGCAGCAGCCCGUCUCCACGGCGACCACCAUGGCGUCCUCCAGCUCCACCAAGAUCUCCUGGCGACUGCAGGAGUUCGAGGCUCACGCCAGCAGCGUGUCCUGCUCGUCUCUGGGGAAAAGCUCCGGGCGGCUACUGGCCACGGGAGGAGAGGACUGCAGGGUCAACAUCUGGGCCGUGAGCAAGGCCAACUGCAUCAUGAGUUUGACCGGUCACAAGAACCCGGUGGAGUGUGUCCAGUUCAACGUGUCGGAGGAGCAGGUCGUGGCCGGGUCUCAGUCUGGAUCCAUCCGGGUCUGGGACCUGGAGGCCGCUAAGAUUUUAAGGACUCUGAUGGGACAUAAAGCCAGCGUCACCAGUCUGGGCUUCCACCCGUUCGGAGACUUCCUGGCCUCCAGCUCCACGGACACCAACAUCAAGCUGUGGGACGUGAGGAGGAAGGGCUACGUGUUCAGGUACAAGGGUCACACUCAGGCCGUCAGGAGUUUGGCCUUCAGCCCUGACGGGAAGUGGUUGGCGUCGGCGAGUGACGACUGCACUGUCAAACUCUGGGACCUGACUCAGGGGAAAACCAUCACUGAGUUCAAAUCUCACACUGCAGCCGUCAACAUCGUCCAGUUCCACCCCAACGAAUACCUGCUGGCAUCCGGGAGCUCCGACAGGUCAAUCAAACUGUGGGACCUGGAGAAGUUUACGAUGAUUGGUUCAUUGGAGGGCGACACUACUCCAGUCAGGUGCGUCUUGUUCAGUCCAGAUGGCUCCUGCCUGUUCAGUGGAGCCUCUGACUCUCUGAGGGUUUUUGGCUGGGAGCCCGACCGCUGCUUUGACCUGGUUCCAGUCGGAUGGGGAAAAGUAUCGGACCUGGCCAUCUGCAGCCAGCAGCUGAUCGGCGUGUCUCACCAGCUGUCCAGUGUGUCGUCCUUCGUGGUCGAUCUGAAGAGGGUGAAGAAGAGCGGAGGCUCUGUGAUCCAAGGAAUUAUCCAGGACAACCAGCCGCUCCCAGAGCCCAAGGAUCCGAAAGCAGCAGCCCUACGCCGCAACUACGAGAAGAGACCCACAACCACCUCUCAGAGAGUGAAGCAGCGUCCAGAUGCUGAGAGGCGGAGCCCUGAUGGCGAGAGGCGGAGCCCCAGUGAGGACGAGGCAGACGAGAAGCUGUCGUCAGCUGAGAUCCACAACGCCGAGGACUAUAAGGAGAUCUUCCAGCCCAAGAACGCCAUCUCUCGAACUCCUCCCAAGAUCUCAGAGCCUUUCCCUGCUCCUCCAGAGGACGAGACCAUCCUGGCCAUCGGCCGCCAGCUGAAGGACUUGACUUCUCCUUUUCCUGACAAGCAGCAGGCUCCUCCACUGGCCUCCUCCACCCCCGUCCAGAGGGUGGAGCCCACAGUGGUCCAGCGUCCAGAGCCCCCCCCCUCCAGCCAGCCUCCCCCCUCCACAGCCAAACCCAGAGCUCAGCCCAAACUCAUCCCCAGCACCAGGAACGAGCCCAUUGGUCUGAACGUGGCCGACUUCCUGCCUCCUGCAGCCAAUCACAGGCCUGGAGCUCUGGGGGACGAGGACGCUUUGUCCCAGAUCAAGAAGGGACACGACACCAUGAGUGUGAUGCUGAGCAGCCGACACAAGAACCUGGAGACGGUCCGGGCCGUGUGGGCCAGAGAGGACAUCAAGAGCGCUCUGGACGCUGCCGUCUCCAUGAGUGACCUGUCCAUAGUGGUGGACGUCCUCAACAUCAUCAACCUCCACCCGACUCUGUGGAAGUUGGACCUGUGCACCAGUGUCCUCCCUCAGAUCGACAAACUGCUGCAGAGUAAAUAUGAGAGCUAUGUCCAAACCGGAUGUUUGUCUCUGAAACUCAUCAUGAAACAUUUCUGGAUCCUCAUCUCUGACACACUCAAGGCCACGCCCUCUGUGGGAGUGGACAUCACCCGAGAGGAGAGACUCCAGAGGUGCAGGUCGUGCUUCCAGAUGUUGAAGAAUCUCAGUAACGUGGUGAAGAACAAGUCGUCUCAGGUCGGUCGUCAUGGCAGCGCCUUCAAAGAGCUGCAGCUGCUCAUGGCGCCGCUCCACGAUGCACUCUGAGGACACACUCUGAGGACACACUCUGAGGACACACUCUGAGGACGCACUCUGAGGACGCACCAGCUGACCACCAGCUGACCAGACACUUAAAUCACAGUCGGAUGUUGACCUUUGACCUGUACCUGGGAUCCAUCAGCUGAUCAGACUCCUUCAGACAAUCAGAGACACGUCAGAGGAGGAGGACGCUGUGUUUUAGGACAAACUCUUUUCUAUGUUUCCUGAUAGAAUUGUUGACUGUUGUUUAUUUAAUAAAGACGUGAUGGAGCUAAAGUGUGAAGCUGCUCAUUCA